Molecule: messenger RNA, 1290 nt
Organism: Oryza sativa Japonica Group (Japanese rice)
Lineage: Eukaryota; Viridiplantae; Streptophyta; Magnoliopsida; Poales; Poaceae
Source: RefSeq, a predicted model, not a curated record
AUGAGUAGCAAAAGCUUCAGAAGCAAGGCAAAAUCAUGGACCAUAUGCUGCUGACACUCUCGUACACACACUGUCUCUUGUUGAUCUGUUCAUACCAGCUACUGCCAUUGCCAACCUUAAAUGCGAGAAGGAUCUCUUCUCAUCAGCAGAUACCAUCGUAAUCAACCCCAUUGAAUGCUUCGUCUCCUAUUUGCUCCGGAAUGGCCUUGAUGAGUUGAUCCAUUUCUCAUCCUCUCUUCUUGCAGCGUCUCGCCUGCCAUUACUUCGAGGGUAAUGCAGCCAAAUACCUUGUGUUGCUUCAUUCAUUCAUGGCUGUCUGUCUCUCUCUUUGUUCUUUAAUUAAGUGGCGUUAUACUUUGGAUUUCUUGCAUGGAUCAUGAGAAAGUGUCUUGGUUUUAUCUUGCUCAUUUCUGCAUGAAGCUGGAUUUGUAGAGCUGCACGUUAUAUAAGCUGGUCAUGAGGAUGAGCAAGAGCUCUGGAUGUCGUAGAGCUAGUUGCGAUCAUCAUCCCGAACAUUGCAAGUUCAUAGAAGCAACGAUAACACAGGAAGAAGAAUGCACUCAAGUUUCAAAUAAGACAACUUCAAGUAGUCCUGAGAAUAUGUUACUGUCUUCUCAAGGUCUGCCUGACAAUUUCACGGAUGAAGCAACAAAGGAUCAAUACCUCUGCAAUUCAGGCCUCCAAGCUGCAAAUCGAGAAUCGAAGAAGAAGAACUCGACGUUCUUGACAAAGUUUCAGAACAGAAUAAUUGCCUCCUUGGCAUCUGAAUCCUCCCCAUGCAGAAAUGCAUUCCGCAGACCGCUCCUCUCUAGGGAGAUAGUAGUCAGAGAAUACUUCAAAUUGGCUCGGAUUAUCAGACGAACAGCUGCAGCCUGCUUCUCGCCAUCGUCAGAUGCUGAUGAGGACUAUGACUAUCUGCCUCACAUGCAGCUUGACAAGGUGACCCAUGCAAUAAGCAGAGAGGCAUUUGGCCCUCUUUACUUGGUCACAUGAUCCAUUCCAGUUUCCUGAUCCAGAUGAUGCAUGGAGCAUGAACUCCUAAUCUCAUGUUAAGUUAUGUUUAAGCCAUUGCAUCAUCUGUCAGACUGACUCGUCGCAAGAACAUCGACAUCAUGCUGCACUUGCAGUAACCUACUGAACAUCUAACUGUAAUGCCUGUAAUGCUGUGAACAGCUCAACGCUUAUGUUUUUCAAUGCUAGUAAAUUGUACCGUAAAAGUUCUCUAUUUUUUUCCAUCCUCUUUUAUGAAUUAGUGAACCUUAAUGUAUGCAUGACAUCACAUUGCUCGAA